GACUGCGAUAAGAGGAAAUUGUAGUCAAAUUUUUUUUAACGACUAUGCAAUCAAAUUAUAUUGGGAAAAUUCAAUAAUGGUCUCAUAUAGCAAAUUAUACAUAUUAAUACAUUGAUACUUUAGUUUCGGCUAACAGAUUUGAACUAUUUCUUUUCAAUUACGCUUUCAUAUCGAAUCUAAAAUCACAAAGUUAUAUCUAUUGGUUGAGACUAUUGGAUAUUGUAUGGAAUAAUAAUCAGGUGAUGUUACUCGAUAAAAAAUUUAUAUCUUAAAUGAACAUAAAGUUUCCAUAGAAUUGUUUGAUUUAUGAAAUGGUUGCCAAAGUUUUUCUGCUCACUAUUUGUGCAAUCAUCUCGACUGAGGUACUUACCUACUAUAUCUCCAAAUAUCUUAGUUCGGCCGAAAAUUAUGAGAGAUUCCAAAAAUUAGAAGAUUUCCCGAAAGUUAAUAUUAAUAAUACACUAGUAUAUCUGCAAGAAGAUCCAAUAUUUUUUGCUCGUUUAUUCUCAGAUUUAAUGCACAACAUUGAGCCCUUCGUGAGAGGUCUAAUGGGCUAUAAUAGAUUGAAAAUUGGUAAACUAGCUAAUGAAACACUACAUGAUAUUGAAAAUAUAAUAAAUGGUACAACACUGAAUAAAAGAAGAAGACGUUGCUUUGAUGAGAACAAAAGGAUUCUACUUCUCAUUUAUCAGAACGCUGCAUCCGAUUGGCAGUGUAUGAAAAUUCACAUGAUAAAACUAUUUGAUAUAAUUGUACCUCUAUGGGAAACGCUUUUUAGUUUUACUAUCAUCAAUGAUGCAGAAUGCGGUCUUAAUCCAUUUUGUCUCCUCAGUAAAGGUGUCGAUACUGCAAAACUAUCUACAGAAAUGUUGGAGCAUGGCGCUUCUAUAAUGAGCUUUGGAGCUGAUUUUGUGUUAGAUACGAGGAUAUGUCAAAAGGAAAUUACACCUUUUCAGAAAAUAUCUACCGUGAUCCUGGAAAAUUUCAGGAUAUGUGCUCUUAUUCCAUAGGAAUUCUUCGUAAGGCAAAAUUUCAAGAUGAAGCAUUAAAAGAAAAUAUAAUUAAAUUGCAUGAGAUUAUAAAUAAAACAUUUUCCUUG
Messenger RNA from Harmonia axyridis, 1099 nucleotides. RefSeq lists its product as uncharacterized. The transcript is spliced from 3 exons. The coding region runs from base 312 to 1010 and encodes 232 amino acids. NCBI's taxonomy places the organism in Eukaryota, Metazoa, Arthropoda, Insecta, Coleoptera, Coccinellidae. The record is from RefSeq and is a predicted model, not a curated record.